Tupaia belangeri chinensis (Chinese tree shrew) is the source of this 7289-nucleotide messenger RNA. It is a transcript of the gene RSBN1, whose product is annotated as round spermatid basic protein 1. Lineage: Eukaryota; Metazoa; Chordata; Mammalia; Scandentia; Tupaiidae. Gene Ontology annotation, cellular component: nucleus. The record is from RefSeq and is a predicted model, not a curated record.
AAGCACAACAAUUUUAUCUGUGGAGUACAUCGCUGUUAACUAAUUAUUUCCAAAUAUCUUUACCAAGGACCAAACCUAUGAAUAGAAUCUUCCUAGGUAAAAGCUAGACCAUGAAAUUCUAAAUGAAUUUCUGAGCAACAACCAUUCCUUGGCCAACAGCGAUUUUUGCAGUGUUCUCUGUUGGACACGCUUUUCAAUUUUGCGCAAACUUUUUGCUUGUAAUUUAACAAAAAACAUAUUUGAAAGAGUCUAGAAAUGGUUUUCCAAUUAGGAUUUCGAAUACAGGGAUAUGUCCAAAUAAACGGUGAACUCUACCUUUCCAGGCAAUAGCGGCGAUGUGGCUCCACGGCCAGGAGCCGUGCUCACCCGGCUCCCAGGCAGUUCCCGCACCUGCCUCGUUACGCCUGUAGUUAUCAUUGCCAUGCCCAGAAAAAAGCUUCAAAAAUUUUCUGAACUGUAGCCCUAUUAUUUGUAUUUUGCAGCAAAAUCGCCCUCCUUUUACGUAUUACUAAACCCUCUUUCCCCUCUUUUCAUCGCUUGUGUAAGGAUAAAAGCUGAGGAUUCUUUUACCUCACAAAGGUAUAAGAGGAAUAUGAGAUGUUAAAGUCGCUAUGGAGACCAUAGCGUAAAAUGACGAAAGGGCACAGGAAGAUGAUAAUGGAACGCGCCGCCACACUCGGAAGGCCAACAUUGUUCGGGCCGUUAAGGCGGUUGGCGGCAACCCUCCGCCCAGCGGCGGUUGCGUCGCAGCGCGGAGCGUGCCUCGGCGCACGCUCCCUCUGCGCUCCUCCACUCACGGCGCCCGGGACGCGAACGACCGCGCCGCGCGGCGGAACUACCCCUCCCAUGAGGCUGCGCGCGGCCGAGCUCUACAAUAGAAGCGCGGUUGGAGAGGCCUGUGGAGACUGCCUGGGAACUGCCGCUUCCGGCAUGUUCGGCUCCGGACGAGGACCGGCCGACCAGUGGAGGGGGGAGGAGAGACUCCAAUGCCCAGCGGGCCAUGCGCGGGUGGCGCUUGCGCGAUGCGCGGACGGGGGGGCGGUCGGGCCAUUUAAAUGUGUGUUUGUGGGUGAAAUGGCUGCGCAGGUCGGAGCGGUGCGCGUAGUACGGGCGGUGGCGGCGCCGGAGGAGCCGGACAAAGAGGGGAAGGAGAAACCCCAUGCUGGGGUCUCGCCGCGGGGAGUGAAGCGGCAGCGCCGAGCAAGCAGUGGGGGGUCUCAGGAGAAGGGGGGGCGGCCGAGCCAGGACCCCCCUCUCGCUCCCCCUCACCGGCGGCGUCGCAGUCGCCAACAUCCCGGGCCGCUGCAGCCAACGAAUGCAGCCCCAACAGUCCCGGGCCCUGUUGAGCCUCUGCUCCUGCCGCCUCCACCGCCACCUUCUCUGGCGCCCGCCGGGCCCGCUGUCGCUGCCCCACUGCCGGCCCCGGGAACCUCGGCCCUCUUCACCUUCUCGCCCCUGACGGUGAGCGCGGCCGGGCCCAAGCAUAAGGGCCACAAGGAGCGGCACAAGCACCAUCAUCACCGCGGCUCCGAUGGUGACCCCAGCUCCUGCGUUCCGGGUGAUCUCAAGCACAAGGACAAACAGGAAAACGGCGAGAGGACUGGAGGGGUGCCUCUGGUCAAGGGCCCCAAGAGAGAAACACCAGAUGAAAAUGGUAAAACCCAGAGAGCUGAUGAUUUUGUCUUGAAGAAAAUAAAGAAGAAAAAGAAAAAGAAACACCGAGAAGACAUGCGAGGAAGACGCCUUAAAAUGUACAAUAAGGAAGUACAAACCGUCUGUGCUGGCCUGACUCGCAUCAGUAAAGAAAUUCUCACCCAAGGACAAGUAAAUAGCACUUCAGGAGUUAAUAAGGAGUCCUUCAGGUAUCUGAAAGAUGAACAGCUGUGCCGAUUAAAUUUGGGCAUGCAAGAAUAUCGGGUACCCCAGGGAGUACAAACACCUUUUAUGACUCACCAGGAACAUUCUAUUCGUAGAAAUUUCUUAAAAACAGGUACUAAAUUUAGCAACUUUAUUCAUGAGGAACACCAGUCCAAUGGUGGUGCUCUUGUCCUUCAUGCUUAUAUGGAUGAACUCUCAUUUUUGUCUCCAAUGGAGAUGGAGAGAUUUUCUGAGGAGUUUCUUGCUUUGACAUUCAGUGAAAAUGAGAAAAAUGCUGCUUACUAUGCUUUAGCAAUAGUGCAUGGAGCGGCUGCUUAUCUUCCAGACUUCUUGGACUACUUUGCUUUUAAUUUCCCCAACACUCCAGUGAAAAUGGAAAUUCUGGGCAAGAAAGAUAUUGAAACAACAACCAUUUCAAAUUUUCACACUCAGGUCAACAGGACGUACUGCUGUGGCACCUACCGAGCAGGUCCUAUGCGGCAGAUAAGUCUUGUUGGAGCAGUAGAUGAAGAAGUUGGUGAUUAUUUCCCAGAGUUCCUUGAUAUGUUAGAAGAAUCACCAUUUCUGAAAAUGACUUUGCCCUGGCUCUUUCCAGCCUCCGACUUCAGUGUAGGUCCCAGAGUGACGAUGGGCCUAUAAUGUGGGUAAGGCCAGGAGAGCAGAUGAUCCCUACAGCAGAUAUGCCAAAGUCACCCUUCAAAAGACGACGAUCAAUGAAUGAAAUUAAAAAUCUCCAGUACCUACCUCGGACUAGUGAACCCCGUGAAGUCCUCUUUGAAGAUAGGACAAGAGCUCAUGCUGAUCAUGUAGGUCAGGGGUUUGACUGGCAGAGUACGGCUGCUGUUGGGGUUUUGAAAGCUGUACAGUUUGGUGAAUGGAGUGACCAACCUCGCAUAACCAAAGAUGUGAUUUGUUUCCAUGCGGAGGAUUUUACUGAUGUUGUACAGAGACUUCAGUUAGACCUUCAUGAGCCGCCAGUUUCCCAGUGUGUACAGUGGGUGGAUGAAGCUAAACUAAACCAAAUGAGGCGGGAAGGCAUUCGUUAUGCUAGAAUUCAGCUAUGUGACAAUGAUAUCUACUUCAUCCCUAGAAAUGUCAUUCAUCAGUUCAAAACAGUGUCAGCAGUGUGCAGCUUAGCCUGGCACAUAAGGCUUAAACAGUACCACCCUGUUGUAGAAGCCACACAAAACACAGAAAUCAAUUCUAACGUGGACUGUGGUUUAACUGGAAAGCGAGAAUCAGAAGUUGGCUCCCAAUGUGUGAGGAUAAAAACUGAAUCUGAAGAAACGUGCACGGAGAUACAGCUUUUGACAACUGCUUCAUCAUCCUUCCCACCUUCAUCAGAACUUAAAAUACAGGAAGAUCAGAAAACUCAGCCUAUUCCAGUUUUAAAAGUGGAAAGUAGACUGGACACUGACCAGCAACACAAUCUGCAAGAACAUUCAAGCACUCCUGUGUGAUAUGUACAUAUUCAAACACAUUUUUUAACUUUUUUAAAUUUUGAUGUGAAGUUAUAGUUUUAUAACUGGCUUAAGUUAAGUUUUAUUGGAGAAAUCUUGCCUAUAAUUCUAUAAAGAGAAAUGACAUUCCACAAAUGUCAAGCAUAUCUUUUUUACACAGAUUAUGCAAAGUUAAGAGUUGUAUCUUAUCCCGUUAGUACAGUAUGUAAUAGUGGGUCUGCUGCUACUUUCUGUUUAAAGGUGUGAGGUAAAAAUUCAAUCUCUUCUUCAAAUCAAAACAAGAAUUCUCUGGAAUAACAUUCUUAUUUGGUAAAUUAUUCACCUCCCUUAAUUUUAUCUUGCCUUCUCUCUUGCCAUAUAUGCUGUUUUUAUGAUAGAAGAUCAGAUUUAUGGUUUAGUACUUGUGUCUUUAUGACACAGAUUCCGUUGCUACAGUAAAAAUGGCAUAGGUUGCAGGAAAGAGUUCCAGUCUCUGGUAACAAGGGCAAGUAAGUUAUUUAUUAAUAGUUCUAACCACAAAGAACAAGUGGUUUCUAAGGAAAAUUCAGUGGCUCUCUGGUUUUUUAACAAAGAGAAAGCACAGCACUUUCUGAUCUAAACUGUCUUUUUUGUAUCUGUUAUUUAAAGCCCAAUGGAUAUUUCAAUUAAAAAAAAAAAACUAAAGAUGAAUAGUCUUUGGUCAUUCAUUAUCCAUGGUUCAUUAAUCUCUUCUAGGAUAUAUGGUAACUGUGGAAAAUAUUUCGGGUAAAAGAGAUAAUGUUGACAUGCUACUCUAUUGUUCUGCUUCCUAGCAUCCUCACAUUUUGUGUGGAUGGAUGCUUUUGCUUCCUAAAUUGAUCACAACUAUCAAACUUAGAAUGAUAUCAAUCUUACUGAUGAGGCUGCCGUAUUUCGAGCGUCAGACCUAGGAAAACUAUUCUUGUCACUUGGCAUUAACCUCAUCAUGACAAAUAUCUACUAUGGAGACACUUACUUCACAGUUUUAACUAGUAAAUACGUGGGUUUAUUUACUGUUACUCUGUUGCCAUUCUCUAAUAAAGAAUAUGGCACUGGACUUCAUCCUAGAGUUUCAGGUAGCCUAAUGUUUAGUGCCUGAAUAUUUACAUUUUUUUUUUUUCCCAAACAGGCACGGUUGAUAGAACUAGUGUGUUCUUAAUUUUCUAUUAUUUUAGAACAUAAACGUGAUACACAUUACACCUUUUGUUAGUUAAUAAUACAACAGGCCAUUUGUUUAUUAAAGGAAGAGUACUCCCCACACCUAAGACCAGAUUCUUGUGUCUACCUGGUUACAGUGCAAUUUGGAGAUUUUUUUUUUCCUGGAUGGUGAGAUUUGAAGUAUUUACAUUAACAUAGGCAAAAAAAAAAAAAAAAAAAAAAGAUGCUGCUUCAUUAUGUCUGUCACCAUGAAAACUUAGCUGCAUCUUUUGAAAUAUCAAAUAUGAAUUUUCUCUAAAAUAUUCUGAAAUAGGUUAAAUUUUAUAUAAAUAUUACUUUGUGCAAUAUUGUUGUGUAGUUAAAUGCAUAUUAGCAGAGUAUAGAGGUCACUGUGUAAACCGAUAGAAAAGUAACCAUCAGCAAAUACUGCAGUGAUUAGUUAGAAUCUGUAUUAUUCCUUAUAUAUAUGUAUAUGUAUGUAUUCUCUGUUACAAAGGAUGAAUAGGGAAACAUUUCAUUGUAAACCAUUUAUGAAUUGGAAGUGAUGUUGGUUUUAGUUAUCUUUGUAAAUAAGGUUAUUAGAAUGGUAUGAAAGGUAAUGUGAUUAUUGAAGGGGUGUUUUUAAAUCUUGGGUAAAAUUCUAGGGUAAAUUCUAGUUUAUCAAGACUAGUUUUUAAGGGACCUGCCUUUGAGGGUGUUUUUUGUUAUUUUGUGGGGGAGGGAGUUAAUCACAAAGUGUGUGGGUUUGGGUUAUUUCUUGUUUUUGUUUUUGUUUUUGUUUUCUGUCCAGAAGAAUUUCAUAGAGCUUUACCAGGCUGUGCAAAGUAAAAUUCUUCUCAGGCAACAUUUGCUUUUUAAAAUAAUCAUGAAGAGCAAGGUUGUUAAAGCAAAAAGUUUUUAUUUUUAUUUUUCCUGUCUUCCAAGAUCCCAUUUCCCCAUCUCCCACUUGCCAUCCAGCAGAUGCCAUCUGUCAUCUAAGCUGGUCAUUGCUAAUAAACAAGGAGACUGUCUCCUGACAGCCAGCACUGUGUAUAAUCACUCAGGAACCAGCGGAUCUGCAAAGACCUACAAUCAAAAGCAAAUCCCCAUUUUCCUUUUAUAAAACAUUCUACCCUCACCUCCAAUAUAAACAUAUUAAAAGAAUAUAAAAAUGUUUAAAAUCAUGUACUAAUAAAUUAAUUGUAUGUUAGAAUUGCAAUAGAAUGGAGAGAAACAUUUAGCUAGUAAUGUAUCUGGAAACUCUGAAUGUCCUAUGUGAGUGAGUAUUAGAUUUUAAUAGCAUGCUUUAAAGACUGAUGAAUAUAAAAAUCAGAAGUUUUGAGUUUCUUGCUGCUUUCAAAGCUGUAUCGGAGUUUAGUGAUACAAAUGAUUGCAAUUUUUCUAAACAUUAAAAUAUUUGGUUUGGUGCAGUGAGGCAUGGCGCAAUCUGGCGUCUUCUGAUUUGUAAAGUAGUGAUGGCAGUGAAGUUAUAACUGAAAUUUAAGCUGAUCUUCCUUUUUGAUAUAUUAUCUGUUGUGCCAACUUUUGAGAUUACUUGCAGAACGUGGCUGUGAGUUUUAGUAUUUUGUGGAGCAGAGGGAUUUUUAAAACAAUGUGCUAUGGAAAAGACCCAAUAAAUGAAUAUUCCUUAGUUAAGUGGAAAGACUUUAUGGUAUUCAUUUAAAGGAAUAAAAGUCUUCCCCCUGCCCGAGAAAUCAUUCUCUAAUUACCAGGAUAUGCUAGGAGUAGGAUUAUGAUUCAAAGAGGUAUCCCAAUUUCACAAAGCAAUAAUAAUGAAAACCUAUACUUUAGUUCUCCCCUCCAAAAUUUUAAUUAAAAAUGAAUUGCUAGGCUUAAUUUUGUACUUUUAAAUUGCUUAUUCAGUACUUAGAGUUUAACUGGUACUUUUAUUAUUUUUAAAGACUUUUGAAGUGUCCUUUUCCCUUACAGACAGUUGGAAUAUCAGUUGACUAAUAUAAGCUCUUGUAGGAGGAAAAAGGAGCUAAUUAAGUAAAAUUCUUUCUUAAACUUUAGGAAAAGAUGUCUUGCAUCAGUCUUAAUAGGCAUAAAGAUCACACUUAAUGACUUGGAGAAACUUUUGCUUAUUGCCUUUCCCUAUAUAAAUAUUAUUGUCUAGAAUGAAUGCUAAUAUAGGAACAAAACUCCAAAGUCCAUGAAAACCCUUAGUGACUAUAUUCUUGAUCAUUAAUAUUAGCCCCUAAUUUUUUCACCUGUAUUUGCCAUUAAAGAUUUAUUUGCAUUUAUACCUUAGGAUAAUUGCGUUUUGUCUCUUUCAAAUAAGUCUGUUUUAUCAUUGCUCCUGGUUUUUAUAAAAAGAACCUUACACUAGCAUAUGCCAGAGGUUCACAUUUGUGCAAAGUUUUAUGUUUUUUAAACAGGUUGUAACUGUAUUUAUUGGUCAUGCAAGUAGAGGAAAUGCACAAUACAAAUGUUUUUCUUUAGCACAUAAGGGACCUAUCUUCAUCUUGGAAGUUUGUUGCUUUAAAAGCAAGUAUCUCUCCAUAAAUAUUAUGGCCUUCCAUUUUCUUCAUACAUUUUUUAGGAUCCACUUGUGCAUGUAGUUGAGACCAUUGUCUCUUAAAAUAUAGCACUUUUCAAUUCUCUCUAAAGAAAUACUUGUGUACUACUUCUAUCACAUGUUGUAAAUUUUCAUGUAAUAGUGUUUUCUGUGACUAAACUCCAUUUUGAUUGGCAGCUAAGCCUUUUUUUCCUGUGGCUUUAAUUUAUCUAAGAGGUCUUUGCAUAUAGAUGAAAUGUAUAAUUUGCCUGGCGGACUAUUUGCGUUGUGUGGCCUUA